AUGCCCAUUCUCGAAGGUGACUCUAUCCGCAUCACAAUCAUCAAAGCCAAUGAUCUCAUCGCCAUGGAUGUGAGUGGCUCAUCCGAUCCGUAUGUCAUCAUAUCCUCGGCUCUCAAUUUUUAUGAUGAAAUUAAAACAUCCAUCAUUAAAAAGAAUUUAAAUCCAGUUUGGGAAAAUGAAGAGUAUUCUUUUCGAUCACCCAAAGAUCGUCCCGAAGGUUGGACCAUUAAAUUUCGAGUCAUGGAUUAUGAUCUCAUGAAAAAGGAUGAUUUUUUAGGAGAUGCUGAAUUAGUGAUCAAUGAUGAUCGAUUUAAAGUGAACAGUGGAAAGGAAGAACAAGUGACAUUACCAUUGAAAGGUGUCAAGAAUGGAAAUUUGACUGUUGGCAUUUCAUUGAAGAGAGCAAACAUGAGUACAACGACUAGUACGCUGAAUGAUCUUCAAUCACCCAGUCCAAUUUCCUCUCCAAGAGGAUUUUCACAUUCGGAUCCAGUGUUUCGUGUCGAUAAUUUUCCCUAUUUUAUUUUCAAAGUUCCAAAACGAUUUAAAUUUGAUCCUCUCAAUAAGAAGGCACAUUCCAUUUCGUGUUAUUAUCAUGUGCCUGUGGUGAGUAGCGGUGGCAGUGGUGGUGAUAUUGUGAAGAAUGAAAACUCUGAGACUCCUAAUACUUUACCACAAGAAGGUGGGGUUGACAAUUAUGAACAUUUAACAUUUUCCUUUCGAGACAAUAUUCUUCAAGAGAUGAAUUUGGAAAAAGCCAAGCUCUAUACCAUAUUCAGUCUUAAAAAAACUCACAAAGAUUAUUCACGCAUAUCUGAGCAUGAUUUGAUCACUCUUGAGGAAGAUGUUGACGUGACUCAAUUAUUUGAAUCACAAUUUGCUGGAGUGUAUCGUUGGCAAUGGUUCUUUUGGGACUUUCCAGAAAAGAGAAAGACUCGUGUCAUUGUGUACAUGAUUCUCCCAGUUCAUACGUGUCGUUCCUUAAUUUCUGUGGUGUAUAAAACGACCCUUAAUGAUGAAGAGUUGAAAAAGAAACCAACAAGUGGUAGUAGCAGUGAAAAUCUCAAUAGUGUCCUUAUGGAAGGAGAUUCCAUGGUUCAAUCCAUUGUCAAGAGUAUUGAAAAAAUUGUGCAGCUUCAUUAA
Molecule: messenger RNA, 1143 nt
Organism: Naegleria lovaniensis
Lineage: Eukaryota; Heterolobosea; Eutetramitea; Acrasida; Naegleriidae
Exons: 1
Coding region: 1-1143 (380 amino acids)
Molecular function (GO): calcium ion binding
Source: RefSeq, a predicted model, not a curated record